Molecule: messenger RNA, 2179 nt
Organism: Drosophila guanche
Lineage: Eukaryota; Metazoa; Arthropoda; Insecta; Diptera; Drosophilidae
Gene: Nup75
Product: nuclear pore complex protein Nup75
Exons: 6
Coding region: 107-2116 (669 amino acids)
Biological process (GO): protein import into nucleus; mRNA export from nucleus; positive regulation of DNA-templated transcription
Cellular component (GO): nuclear pore outer ring
Molecular function (GO): structural constituent of nuclear pore
Source: RefSeq, a predicted model, not a curated record
GGAAAAUGCAUAACAAUUUGUAUGAAAUCGUGCGUUGCCAACAAUUGUUGCGAAUUGCGCUUCUUUUCUGUGUAUUUUUCUAAUUUUUUUAAGAACAAGUGAUUAAAUGAAUGAUAACAUAGUAUCCACCUUUGAGCUGGGCGACGUUCUAGCCACCCGCUGUGGAAACACACUCACCGGCGUUUUUGUGCCGGGCUCAAAAAUAGCCAUCAGUGCCUACCGUCACGUCAAGUGGAACUCACGAGAUGCCCCCACCGAAACAGCCGGCCAGGAUCCCGUGCUCAUCUAUCUGGCACAGGAGACUACACUGUUUGAAGAGCCUGUUCUGCGAAGUCUGCUGGCCGAGUCGAACGUGACAUUUGCAACUCUGCAAGAGCUGGGCCUGAAGGCAUCAAGGGCGGAAUAUCUGAGAGUUUCACUCGCAUAUCGCAGCUUGGUGCGGGCCUGCCUUGAGAGGCUGGAUCAUGCCAAAAAGACGCCUGAGGUGCAGAGCGAUGAAGACCGGCUGCAACGCAUCUCCGAAACCAUCAUUGUCUUCUAUGCUGCAGAGUGUCUCUGGCAUCUCUUUGAGAUUCUCUACAUGCAGCAAAAUCAGCACGUUGUGCCCCAGCUGCUUGACUGGGCACGCUUUUAUGCACCGCAAAUCGAGGACCGAGCCACCGAUUUUUUUCUUAUGGAGGCGGGGGCCAGCGAGAAUGAUGACUACUGGGACGUUCUGAAGUCUCUAGUCAUGGUGGGCGCACUGGACGUCACUCGUGCCAUCCUAGUCCAGAACCGCAAGGCCAGCCAGCCAGCAUUCAAGGCAGCCGAACUGAUACUCACAUCAAUGCCCGUGUAUCAAGAAGGAGUUCCACUGAAGAAGUUUCACUCGCAAUGGGAGCAUUGGCAUGUAGAUGCGGAGCGUAAGAUCCAAGCGAAUACAUUUGGCUCUGAGCCAGAGCUCGAGGAGCUCCUUCAGCUGGUCACAGGCAACAAUGAGAAAUGGGAUGCCGGCAUCCAGGAGUCAAGCGAAUGGUACGAAUUCCUGCCUGGCUAUCUGCUCUACACCAAACCCACCUGCAAACCCUUUGAGUUGAAAAUCGCUGCCGCCAAUUGGUUGAACAGAUGGACACUGCUCCAUCCCGACAGGCAGCUAAACAACAUGGACCGCAUGAUCUCGCAGCUAAUGGAGCAUGAUCUAAGGCUCUUCAUUUACGAUACCCAGAAGAUCAACGACACCCAUUGGCUAACCACACAUUUGAUCGAUUUGAUCUACCAUUCUGGCGAGCUUAAGGGCUACUUUGAGCAAAACAACAUUGAUCUUCCGGCACUGCGUCACUCCAUGAUAUACGAGUAUGGCAGCUAUUUGAUGAGCACACGCAGCCUUUGGCAGCUGGGAGUUGAUUACUUGGACUGUUGCAAGCAGGAGGGGAAAGCAGCCAUGGAGCUGCUUCUGCCACGCAUACCGCUGCGUAGCGACAGGCAUGCCCUCAAGCUUAUGAGCGUGGCCCGACAGCGGGGCCUGGUGGAUGUGGAGCAGGAGAUAUGCAAAGUACUAUCCAGACAAUCCUUCGACGAUAGGCGCUAUGGCAGCGCCUUAGAGUGGGCCAUACGCUCCAAGGAUGUCCUGUUGGUCACAGGAAUAGCUGACUUUAUAUUGAAGAACUAUUCCAAAACGGGAAAUAUGCUUUGUCCGGAUGUUAUUGUCAGCAUUGGAAGUCGCAUGUUUAUCUCGCCGCGCUUAGUCUUCCUCUCCAAGUACUUUGAGUUCUACAAGCUUUACCGCAAGCGCGACUUUCUGUCUGCAGUCGAGCUACUGGUUAACCUAUUAGACUCCAAAAUAACUCCAGAUUACUUCUGGCCAUCCUUGCUCAUUGACACUGUUCCGUUGCUGGAGUCGAACGAUCCGAAAAUCUUCUCGAAAGAGACUGUAGCCAUCCUGCAUCAUCUGGAAACGGAGCUGGUUCCCAUUAUAGAGCGUAACACGGACAAAUUAGGAAACAAGAACGCAGAGAGCGUGCUCAAGGAUUACCGCGUGGAAAAUGUAGAUGAGAUUCUCAAUAUAAUGCGCUUGGCCUGCGCACGCAAUUUGGCCAGGGCCCUGGUCAUUGAAAACACACAUAGCAUUUAUAAUUGAAUGAAUGCAUUUGUAGUAUAAUUUAUUUCUGUAUUUUCUUUCCAAUACAUCGUAAUUUGUUAU